Cucumis melo (muskmelon) is the source of this 2573-nucleotide messenger RNA. RefSeq names its product G-type lectin S-receptor-like serine/threonine-protein kinase At4g27290. Gene Ontology annotation, molecular function: protein serine/threonine kinase activity; ATP binding. The coding region runs from base 1 to 2424 and encodes 807 amino acids. Gene Ontology annotation, biological process: recognition of pollen; protein phosphorylation. NCBI's taxonomy places the organism in Eukaryota, Viridiplantae, Streptophyta, Magnoliopsida, Cucurbitales, Cucurbitaceae. The transcript has 7 exons. The record is from RefSeq and is a predicted model, not a curated record.
AUGGGAAAACUGAUAUGGAGGUGCAGUGUUUCGAUUCUUCUGUUUUUCUGGAUGACCAUGGCUCUGUUUCCAAGAAAAUCAUUGGCAAUUGAUAGCAUAAAAGCAGGGGAAUCCAUCAAUGGAAAUACCCAGAUUUUAGUUUCAGCUCAACAGAAGUUUGUGCUGGGAAUUUUCAAUCCUAAAGACUCCAAAUUUCGUUAUUUGGGAAUAUGGUACAAGAACAUCCCACAAACAGUUGUAUGGGUAGCAAACAGAGACAAGCCACUUGUAAAUUACUCUGCCAAAUUAACACUCAAAGGACAAGGUCUGGUUCUUCAGAAUGAAAGCGAUGGAAUUCUAUGGUCUUCCACUUCUUCAACAUUCCUGAAAGAUCCAAUAGCUCAACUACUAGAUAAUGGUAAUUUGGUUAUAAGAGAAUCUGGGUCUGAAAAUUAUGUGUGGCAGAGUUUUGAUUACCCUUCUGAUACUCUGUUACCUGGCAUGAAAGUGGGUUGGGACUUGAUAACCGGUAUGAACUGGAAGUUAACGUCAUGGAAAAGCUCGAACGAUCCGUCUUCAGGGGAUUUCACUUAUGGUAUGGACCCUGGUGGGCUUCCCCAGCUUGAAACUCGCAGAGGAAAUGUAACAACGUACAGGGGUGGCCCGUGGUUCGGCAGGAGGUUUAGUGGUACUACCCUUUUUAGAGAUACAGCUAUUCAUUCUCCCCGGUUCAAUUAUAGUGCGGAAGGAGCAUUCUUUUCAUACAAGUCUGCAGAAGAUCUUACUGUAAGAUAUGCACUGAGCGCAGAAGGGAAAUUCGAACAAUUUUAUUGGAUGGAUGAUGUAAAUGAUUGGCAUCUUCUGUAUGAAUUACCGGGAGACGCCUGCGAUUACUACGGACUCUGCGGAAAUUUUGGUAUUUGUACAUCUUCCACCAUACCGCGCUGCGAUUGCAUGCAUGGGUAUCAACCAAAAUCUCCAGACGAUUGGAAUAAGCGUCGCUGGGUAGGAGGCUGCGUUAUAAGGGACAAUCAAACCUGCAAAAAUGGAGAGGGGUUUAAAAGAAUCAGCAAUGUGAAAUUGCCAGAUUCUUCAGGGGAUUUGGUGAAUGUUAAUAUGAGUAUUCAUGACUGCGAAGCAGCGUGCUUGAGUAAUUGCUCUUGCUUGGCCUACGGAAUAAUGGAGCUUUCCACAGGAGGAUAUGGUUGCAUCACAUGGUUUAAGAAGUUGGUGGACAUAAGAAUCCUUCCUGAUAAUGGACAGGAUAUCUAUCUGAGGUUGGCUGCUUCGGAAUUAGAUUCGGAUAACAGGAAGCUUGUAGUUGUGCUUUGUCUGUCUGUUGCUUCACUGAUAAGCUUCUUGAUUUUUGUUGCUUGCUUUAUCUUUUGGCGUAGAAGGACCAUUAAGGGUAAUGAGGUUCAGUCUCAAGAGAACGAAGCUGAGAUGCCACUUUACGAUUUUACCAUGCUUGUAAAUGCCACAAAUGAUUUUUCUCUGUCAAAUAAGAUUGGUGAAGGUGGUUUCGGUCCCGUCUACAAAGGAAUGCUUCCAUGUGGACAAGAAAUUGCAGUAAAAAGACAGGCAGAGGGUUCAAGCCAAGGGCAAACCGAGCUAAGAAACGAGGUUCUAUUGAUCUCCAAACUCCAACAUCGUAACCUCGUCAAGCUACUUGGUUUCUGCAUUCAUCAACAAGAAACAUUGCUGGUCUAUGAAUAUAUGCCAAACAAAAGUCUAGACUAUUUUCUCUUUGAUAACAAGAAACGAUCUUUACUCAAAUGGAAAAAGAGGUUGGAUAUUAUAAUUGGAAUAGCUCGAGGUCUUCUCUAUCUCCACCGAGAUUCGAGGCUUAUAAUUAUACAUAGGGAUCUCAAAGUAAGUAACAUCUUACUGGAUAACGACAUGAAUCCAAAAAUUUCGGACUUCGGUAUGGCUCGCAUGUUUGGUGAAGACCAAACUAUGACACGAACUAAAAGAGUUGUUGGAACCUAUGGCUAUAUGUCUCCUGAAUAUGUAAUCGACGGAUAUUUUUCAAUGAAAUCAGAUAUAUUCAGCUUUGGAGUUAUUCUUUUAGAAAUAGUUAGUGGUAGGAAGAAUAGAGGCUUCUUCCAUCCCGACCAUCAACUGAAUCUUCUUGGACAUGCAUGGAAACUGUGGGAUGAAGGCAAUGGUUUGGAAUUAAUGGAUGAAACAUUGAAAGAUCAAUUCCAAAAGUGUGAAGCAAUACGAUGCAUUCAAGUAGGACUAUUGUGCGUUCAAGAGAAUCCUGAUGAAAGACCAGCUAUGUGGUCAGUACUUUCAAUGUUAGAGAGUGAAAAUAUGGUAUUAUCUCAACCUAAACAACCUGGAUUUUACACGGAAAGAAUGGUUUCUAAUAUGCAUAAAUUAGCAGUUGGAAACUCUUGUACUUCCAAUGAAGUGACCCUUACACUGCUGGAUGGUCGUUAGUCAUUAAUUCAUCACAAAACAGUACUGAGUUUCCCUCUCUUCUGUGCAUUUGGUUGACUGCCAUACAUACAAUUUUUAAGUUUUAACUUUUUUUUGUAGUCCAAGAAAGAGUGGGUUCUGUUGUGAAUUUGAUGGUAAUUUGAGUUUUC